CAAAGCCUUCAAAAUCACACCGCCGCCAUAGCCAGUAUCGUCUUAUCGCCCGACGGGAAAUAUCUUUUUAGUGGUGCGUUGGACGACACCAUCAUACAAUGGGACAUCUCCACGGCCAAUCCUGUCCGUAGAUUCGUGGGCCAUCGCGACGGGGUGCUCGAUAUCAUUCUGUCGAAGGAUGGUCAGCAAUUGUUUUCGGCGGGCCGGGACAGGUCUGUUUUGCAGUGGGAUGUUGUCACUGGUGAGGUCCGCCGAAACUUUACGGAGCAUACCAGAUGGAUUCACAGGCUGGUUCUAUCGCCGGAUGAAACCCAAGUAUUCAGCGGUGACGACGACAAUGUGAUCAUACAAUGGACCAUUUCCACCGGCGCUCGCCUCCGCACCCUCAGAGGGCAUACAGACUCAAUAGUCUCCCUUGCCGUAGCGGCUGAUGGCAAAUCGGUGUUCAGCGGCUCAUUGGACUAUACCGUCCGGCAGUGGGAUAUCUCCAAUGGCACCCUUCUGCGCACUAUCCCGGCCCAUACUGGUGCGGUGCGUGGUCUUGCAGUAACAGCCAACAAUCAGUACCUCUACAGCGGAAGCAACGACACCACGAUCAAGCAGUGGGAAAUUGCUACCGGCAGACUUGUGAACACCUUAACAGGCCUCUCUCACUCGAUGAAUGAAAUGGCUCUGUCACCUUCGGAGAAGUACCUGUACAGCGGCGGUGAAGACAAGCUUGUCAAGCAGUGGGACCUCUCUUCAGGGACGCUGGUCCGCGAUAUCCCAGGUAGCGGCCGUCCGAUACAUGCUGUUGCUGUAUCACCUGACGGCACCCAGCUGUUCGCUGGAGGUUUAGACCGCGUCAUAACACAGUGG
Fimicolochytrium jonesii is the source of this 858-nucleotide messenger RNA. RefSeq names its product WD40-repeat-containing domain protein. NCBI's taxonomy places the organism in Eukaryota, Fungi, Chytridiomycota, Chytridiomycetes, Spizellomycetales, Powellomycetaceae. The annotation marks the transcript as partial. The record is from RefSeq and is a predicted model, not a curated record. Gene Ontology annotation, molecular function: protein binding. The transcript has a single exon.